Molecule: messenger RNA, 612 nt
Organism: Alternaria arborescens
Lineage: Eukaryota; Fungi; Ascomycota; Dothideomycetes; Pleosporales; Pleosporaceae
Product: 40S ribosomal protein
Exons: 4
Coding region: 1-612 (203 amino acids)
Biological process (GO): rRNA processing; ribosomal small subunit biogenesis; translation
Cellular component (GO): cytosolic small ribosomal subunit; small-subunit processome; 90S preribosome
Molecular function (GO): structural constituent of ribosome
Source: RefSeq, a predicted model, not a curated record
AUGUCCGCCAACUCUCUGAACAAGAUCGCGCCCAACAGCCCGUCGAGGCAGAACCCCUCUGAGAUCGAGACCAGCAUCGCCAGCGCGUUGACUGACCUCGAGAACAAUGUCCCCGACCUGAAGGCUUCUCUGCGCCCUCUCCAGUUCGUCUCUGCUCGCGAGAUCGAGGUUGGCCACGGACGCAAGGCUAUUGUCAUCUUCGUCCCUGUUCCCCUUCUGUCCGGAUGGCACAAGGCCCAGCAGCGUCUCACCCGUGAGCUCGAGAAGAAGUUCUCUGACCGCCACGUCCUGAUCGUUGCUUCCCGCCGCAUUCUCCCCCGCCCCAAGCGCUCCAACCGCUCGCGCUCCAACCAGACCCAGAAGCGUCCCCAGUCCCGGACUCUUACCGCUGUCCACGACGCCAUCCUGACCGACCUCGUCUUCCCCGUCGAGAUUGUCGGCAAGCGUCUCCGUACCCGUGAGGACGGCAGCAAGAUCCUCAAGGUUGUCCUUGACGAGAAGGAGCGCGGUGGUGUUGACUACAGGCUCGACACCUACAGCGAGGUCUACAAGCGCCUCACUGGAAAGGGCGUCAACUUCGAGUUCCCCCAGAGCCAGCAGACCGACUACUAG